Messenger RNA from Synchiropus splendidus (mandarinfish), 2367 nucleotides. Its product is annotated as methylmalonate-semialdehyde dehydrogenase [acylating], mitochondrial-like. The coding region runs from base 152 to 1735 and encodes 527 amino acids. The transcript has 12 exons. Gene Ontology annotation, biological process: thymine catabolic process; L-valine catabolic process. Lineage: Eukaryota; Metazoa; Chordata; Actinopteri; Syngnathiformes; Callionymidae. Gene Ontology annotation, molecular function: malonate-semialdehyde dehydrogenase (acetylating, [NAD(P)+]) activity; methylmalonate-semialdehyde dehydrogenase (acylating, NAD+) activity. Gene Ontology annotation, cellular component: mitochondrion. The record is from RefSeq and is a predicted model, not a curated record.
UUGCCUUAACUAGAUUUGCGUCAUCGGCAUUGUAUAGAUCAGCGUGCUUACGCAGCCGCACGGCGCUCUGCUGCACCUUCACCGUGUGAAGUUCUCUGCUGUCUGUGGGUCGGUUGAAGGGCUUCAGUGCAGAACCAGUGAACCGUCCACCAUGGCGACCAUUCUCCGCUCUGUUUUAACCAAGAAGGUAGCCCUGGCCCCCCUUCAGCUGGGUCGCAUGUGCUACUCCUCAUCUGUGCCCACCACCAAGCUGUUCAUUGAUGGCAAGUUUGUGGAAUCCAACACUUCCGAAUGGCUCGACAUCCACAACCCUGCCACUAAUGAGGUGGUGGGACGUGUUCCCAAAGCCACUCAGGGGGAGAUGCUGGCAGCGGUGGACUCCUGCUCCAGAGCCUUCCAGUCCUGGUCAGAAACCUCAAUCCUCACCAGACAGCAGAUCUUCCUGCGAUACCAGCAGCUCAUCAAAGACAACAUUGCAAAACUGGCCAGGUUGAUCACACUGGAGCAAGGCAAAACUCUGGCUGAUGCUGAAGGAGAUGUAUUCCGAGGACUGCAGGUGGUUGAGCAUGCGUGCAGCGUUACGUCCCUCAUGCUUGGUGAAACUUUGCCCUCCAUCACCAAAGACAUGGACACUUACACCUACAGACUUCCCAUCGGUGUGUGUGCCGGCAUCGCUCCCUUCAACUUCCCAGCCAUGAUACCUCUCUGGAUGUUUCCCAUCGGCAUGGUGUGCGGGAACACCUACCUCAUGAAGCCCUCCGAGCGAGUGCCGGGCUGCACCAUGCUCCUGGCCAAGCUGCUUCAGGAUUCCGGUGCCCCUGACGGCACGCUCAACAUCAUCCAUGGGCAGCAUGCAGCUGUGAACUUCAUCUGUGACCAUCCGGCUAUCAAGGCCAUCAGCUUUGUGGGAUCCAAUCAGGCGGGCGAGUACAUCUACGAGCGCGGCUCCAAGAACGGCAAAAGGGUGCAGUCCAACAUGGGUGCCAAGAACCAUGGUGUGGUGAUGCCCGACGCCAACAAAGAGAACACGAUCAACCAGCUGGUGGGUGCAGCCUUCGGAGCUGCUGGCCAGCGCUGCAUGGCUCUGUCCACUGCUAUUUUUGUAGGGGAUUCUCGUGAAUGGCUGCCAGAGCUGGUGGAGCGUUCCAAGUCGCUGCGAGUAAAUGCAGGUGACCAACCUGGAGCUGAUGUGGGUCCUCUUAUUUCCCCUGAUGCCAAGAACAGAGUGGAGUCUUUGAUCCAGAGUGGUGUCGAAGAAGGAGCCAAGCUGCUGCUGGAUGGGAGAAAUGUCUCCGUCAAAGGCUUUGAAAAUGGAAAUUUUGUCGGACCCACCAUCUUGGGCAAAGUCACGCCCGACAUGACGUGCUACAAGGAGGAGAUUUUUGGCCCGGUGCUGGUCGUCCUUGAGGCGGAAAGUCUGGAUGAGGCCAUUUCUCUGAUCAACAGAAACCCCUACGGCAACGGCACCGCUAUCUUCACCACCAACGGAGCCACUGCUCGCAAAUACACACACGAGGUGGAUGUCGGCCAGAUCGGAGUGAACGUUCCCAUCCCAGUCCCUCUUCCAAUGUUUUCAUUCACUGGCUCCAGAGGAUCAUUCAGAGGAGACACAAACUUCUAUGGCAAACAGGGCAUCCAGUUCUACACCCAGAUCAAGACGGUGACAUCACAAUGGAAGGCAGAGGACGCCACAGUGACCAGCCCAGCUGUUACCAUGCCGACCAUGGGCCGCUAAAUUCGUCAUCCUUUUAUGCCGCACUAAUCGUGGAUGAGCCUCUUGUUUUGGUUGCUGAGAAAUGUUCCUUAUGUGGAAUAAAAAUUGGUCAAUAUUUAAUCAUCACCGAUGUGGAUGAAUCAGCACUUGGUGUAAAAUUGACAUCUCCAACACAGACCCAGGUGUUGUGUUGGGUGUAUAUUUUGUAUCUUACCUCUUCUGAAGUCGUGAAUUUCUCCAGUCUGCUUCAGAAGCGACACAUGAAAUGGCUUGGUUUGUCUGAGCUGUGAAUGAUCAGAAUGUCUUCCACAUGUUUUCUUUUCACCUUGGACUUCUCAUCUGAGCAUUUUUGUGGACAAAAGACAAAUGCGUGGCACUCCACUGGAACCCCUCGAUUAUAAUGCAAAAUGGAUUUUACAGCUCCAGCUUUCUGCUUGGAUGUCCUGGAUUCAGUGUCUUCUAGGUGUGUUGUUUCUGAUUCUGAUUGUUAGAGGUCAUAAAUGAUGGAGUAGGUAUGUUACUUCAUAUGCAGUUGUUGCCUGAGAUGCACACAUGAGUAGUGGCUUCAGUUUUUUGUCUAAACUCUUAAACAUUUCCAGUGAAUGUUGAAAGACAAGGCAUAUGACUGUUUUAAUAAACACUUUUGAAAGCAA